This is a messenger RNA of Salvia splendens (bonfire salvia), 1322 nucleotides long. RefSeq names its product putative 12-oxophytodienoate reductase 11. The record is from RefSeq and is a predicted model, not a curated record. NCBI's taxonomy places the organism in Eukaryota, Viridiplantae, Streptophyta, Magnoliopsida, Lamiales, Lamiaceae. Gene Ontology annotation, molecular function: FMN binding; oxidoreductase activity. The transcript has 5 exons. Bases 52 to 1170 code for a protein of 372 amino acids.
CUCUAUAAAUAGAAGAAUCAAUUCAUCCUUUUUCAUACACCACUUCAAAACAUGGGGAACACAGCUGAAGAGAAGCCGCAAAUCCCACUUCUCACACCUUACCAAAUGGGAAAUUUUCAGCUCUCUCAUAGAGUUGUUCUGGCGCCAAUGACGAGGCAGCGGUCUUACAACAACGUGCCUCAGUCCCAUGCCGUGUUGUAUUACUCUCAGAGAGCAAGCAAAGGCGGUUUUAUGCUGAGUGAAGCAACCGGAGUUUCUGAUACUGCACAAGGAUACCCUGAGACUCCGGGGAUCUGGACAAAGGAGCAAGUGGAGGGGUGGAAGCCGAUUGUAGACGCGGUUCAUGCCAAAGGUGCAGUCUUCUUUUGCCAGAUUUGGCAUGUUGGCAGGGUUUCAAACACAGGGUUUCAGCCAAACGGGCAAGCUCCGAUAUCAUCCACGGACAAAGAACUAACCAUAGAAACCCAGCCUAGUGGCGAUGUUAUGCAAUACUCACCUCCACGGCGCCUCACAACCGAAGAAAUCCCACAAAUUGUCAAUGACUUCAGAAUUGCUGCAAGGAAUGCUAUAGAAGCCGGUUUUGAUGGAAUCGAGGUGCACGGCGCUCACGGCUAUCUCAUAGACCAGUUCUUGAAAGACGGGGUGAAUGACCGUACCGAUCAAUACGGAGGGUCUCUCGAGAACCGAUGUCGUUUCGCUCAUGAGAUCGUCGAGGCCGUGACAGCCGAGAUAGGGGCAGAGAGGGUCGGCAUCCGGCUCUCGCCCUUUGCAGACUAUAUGGAGUCCGGGGACUCGGAUCCUAACACUCUUGGCCUUCACCUGGCCGAGACGUUGAGCAGAUACGGGAUUCUCUACUGCCACAUGGUCGAGCCGAGGAUGGAAACCGCGGACGAGAAAUUCGAGUGCCCGCACAGCCUUGUCCCGAUGAGACGGGCAUUUAAAGGAACCUUCAUUGUCGCAAGUGGCUACGACAGGGAAGACGGGAACAAGGCCGUGGAGGAGGAUCGCGCUGAUCUCGUUGCGUUCGGACGCCUUUUCUUGGCUAAUCCUGAUCUGCCUAAGAGGUUUGAGUUGAAUGCUCCUUUGAACAAAUAUGAUAGGGACACUUUCUAUAUACCUGAUCCUGUUGUAGGCUAUACUGAUUAUCCAUUUCUUGAUGAAACUACUUGAUUUCUGAAAGAUUUGAAAGUUACAUUUCUUGAUCCAUGGUAUGAUUGGAAAGAUUUGGAGUAAAUAUGAAACUGUUGUAGCCAAAUAAGGAAUUACAUAUCUCCAUGGUAUCUAUUUAUUAAAUUAUCAAUAAAGGGGUGUCUUUGUGUUGA